AUGGGUUCAAGUACGAGGAAAAAGAAUCAAAAGGCCAAGGACUUUGCGAAACCAAAGUUCAAGGUUGGAAAGGCCAAGGUCAAGCCAUCCAACUUCACAGACACGAGCUUCCAGACAAAGUCCAUUGUGAUGGGCAAGCAAUCCCUCUCAACAGAAGCCCCUGACGUCGGAAUCCAAUUCAAGCACCAACUUUCCCUUGCUUCGACCUCGAGGUCGGACAAGCAGCGUAAAGAGGCCCUUGCACAUCUGACAAGCCAAGUAGACUCCGACAACAAUCCAGUUGGAACCGCAACCAUUCUGAACAAGCUGCUGCCCCUCAUCUCCGAUUCCUCGGGCCCUGUCCGCAGCCAGCUUCUCAAGCUCUUCCGUGCCCUGCCUGAAUCCGAGGUCAGUCACCACGCCGAGAAGUGCAUAAUGUACAUCCGCGCUGGAAUGACGCAUCUAUCCGCCGAUAUUAGCAACGAUUCUUUGUCUGUGCUUGAGUGGCUUCUCGAUGUGGCCGAGGACGAGACUGUAAGCUGCCCCGGAGGUUGGGUCAAAACGCUCAACAGCUUUUGCGCGCUGAUGGGAUGGUCUGUGAAGUCGAGCACAGGGUGGACAAGCGCACCCAAAACAGGGUUGAGAUCCAAAGACUCACAGUCGCACGCGAGGCAGAUUGGUGUGUUGACUAGGUUCCUGAAGGCGGGACUUAAACCUGAGGUUGCUAUCCCAAGCAAUCCAAACGCUUAUUACGACAACAUGUGCCGUGUGCCAAGGGCGCCGAAUCCGUUUGCGUAUCUCAACCUUUUCGGCACACGCCGCGAUGAGGAUGCUGAGAUGUAUAACGACCGCGAGUCUCGGCAGCGUGUCUUCCACAAAAGGUUUUUGGAAUCAUUCAACCGCGGCGUGGACCAGGCCAAAAAGGAGGGCGGCGCUACUGGGCGAUCUGCGGUUGCGUUAGAUCAAGCUCUGAAAGAGGAUAUAGGUGGAUAUGAGCCAACUUCGGCCGUCGACCCCCAGGAUCUUCUCGACUUGUGGUGA
Messenger RNA from Colletotrichum truncatum, 1020 nucleotides. Its product is annotated as DEAD/DEAH box RNA helicase. Lineage: Eukaryota; Fungi; Ascomycota; Sordariomycetes; Glomerellales; Glomerellaceae. Gene Ontology annotation, cellular component: nucleus. Gene Ontology annotation, biological process: rRNA processing. The record is from RefSeq and is a predicted model, not a curated record.